AUGGUCGUUUGCCGGUCCUACACGGAAAAAUUUCCUGAUCCGAGCAAUCAUCCGGUUACGGUUGCCUUGUUUGCUGUGCUUUACACAUUCGUGUUUGUGAUCAGUUUUGCAGGCAAUCUAGGUAGCCCGUUGCGUAAAGUGAAUGCUAUCCGAAUCACAAUCCUCCUCUGGAUCAUCUCCAUUCUCGUCACUCUUCCCUACGUGUACCAUAUGAAAAUGAGAAAGUAUCCUUCAAUAAAUGUUUGUGGAGAAUUUUGCACGGAAAAAUGGCCAAAUGUUCAUUCAAAACGGAUCUAUACGCUCUUUGUACUCGCCAUACAGUUUGUCAUUCCGUUUACCAUAAUGACAAUCUGCUAUCAAGCAGUAUUUUCGUUUCUUCGACGUCGAGCGAAAUCUCGUCUCACUUCAAUCGCUCAACAAGCAAACCUUCUUUAUGUGGUUGCCGCAACUGCAGGAGGAGACACUCAACAACACAAAGAGCAGUUGACACAUUUGAUCGAGCAGAAGCGACGAGUAAUGCAGCAACGGCGCCGAGUCACACUGAUCUUGGUGUCGAUGGUGGUGAUCUUUGGUAUCACCUCACUGCCACACAACAUCGUCAGCACUCUGAUGGAAUUCACCGACAGUCAUGAUCUGCUCGCCUACAACGGCAACGACUACACCUACCUCUUGAACCUCAUCACACACUUUCUGGCAAUGCUCUCAUGUGUUGCUAACCCGAUGCUGUACGCCUUUUUGAAUCCGGAGUUCCGUGACCUGGUACUGAAUGGAUUGGCCGGUCUCAAAUGGACACCACGAUUCGUUCAGAUCGACAAUUGGCAAGCGCCCACCCAGACUACGGUAGUGUGA
This is a messenger RNA of Ostertagia ostertagi, 849 nucleotides long. Lineage: Eukaryota; Metazoa; Nematoda; Chromadorea; Rhabditida; Trichostrongylidae. The record is from the annotation of a GenBank genome assembly.